CAACAUGUAUCUAUAUUACCACGAAGAACAUUUUAUUGUUAUUUUAUCAGUGCAGUAGGUAUUUUUGUACAACAGCGAAAAUAUUUUUGAAAUUUGAACUAUAAAAAAUGCUAGUUAGAAAAAGUAGUAGUCGCCUUUUUAUUAACAAGAACAGAAUUUUAUUUAAAAAUGUAUAUAGUUCUACUACUCGAAUAGGGAAUGAAUUUAGGGAUAUUCCUGGACCUCAAUCAUUACCUGUUGUUGGAACUUUGUAUCAGUAUUUGCCAAUUUUGGGGGAUUAUCAUUUUGAUAAACUUCAUGUAAAUGGAUUAAAAAAGUUUAAAGAGUUUGGUCCUGUGGUGCGAGAAGAAAUUGUUAGUGGUGUAAAUAUCGUUUGGCUGUUUAAACCAGAAGAUAUAGAAACUUUAUUUAGAGUUGAAGGGAAAUACCCUCAAAGAAGGAGUCACUUAGCCCUAGAAAAAUAUCGUCUUGAUAGGCCACAUAUUUAUAAUACUGGAGGAUUACUUCCAACAAAUGGACCAGAAUGGCUUCGAAUUCGUACCACAUUUCAACGCGGUUUAAGCAGUCCAUCUUCGGUCCUAAAUUUUAUUUCACCAACCAGUGAAAUUAUCGAUGAUUGGAUCGAACGGAUCAAUGAAAUAAGGUUUAUCCAUAAUAUUGAUUAUCUUUCUGAGAUCUCCAGAUUAUUUUUAGAAUUAACUUGUAUGACAGCUUUAGAUAUAAGAUUAAAUAGCUUUUCAAAGGAAGAAUUGAAAGCAAAUUCGAAAUCUACAAAACUAAUGGAAGCCGCCUUGGCUUCCAACAGUUGCAUUUUAAAAACUGACAAUGGCCCUCAAUUGUGGAGAAGGUUUAAUACACCCCUUUACAGGAAGUUUACCAAAGCCCAAGAAUAUAUGGAACGUACGAACGAAAUUAACUUUAAAAUCGCUGAAGCUGGAGCAGGAAAAGAACAAUUAAUAGCAGGGUUUGGGCAGUUAGAGUUAAUAUCAAAUUGGAUUCAAAUUUGACGUAAAAUUCGCACAUCUAAAACAACAAGCUGGGUGAUGAAAAAUUGGUGUAAUAACAUAAACAGUUUCUUUAGAAAAAGACUGUAUGUUAAUCUUAAUUAGAGACAUAGCAAAUGUAAUAGUUAGAUUUUUUGUUUCACGUAGGCUAAGAUUAUAAUUCAACUCUUGCACACGUGCUUAUUUCGACGCCUGGUGUGCACCCCUCGUACAGAAAGUGAAAUUUUCUUGCGUCAUCCAUUAAUUACGUGAACUCAAAAUGCGGGGAUCAAGCAAAAUCUCAUCAAAUCUCAUUUAAAAAGGAAGGAGAUCAUUGAAAAUCUCGCGUCAAUUUUUUAAUUCAAAGAUAAUACGAUACGAUUCAUUAAAUUUAAUUUUUUUGAAGUGUUCCAUUUUGCCCUGGAAAACCUCACGUGAGGAGGAGGGAGGCCCAAAUUAAUAGAAAAGUCCCUCACGUAAUUAAUGUAUGCUCCCUAAGUAAUUUAGUAAUCUUGUUCAUUGAGAAUCCCAAAAACUCUCGAUUUGGACAAAGUAAAAGGAGUUUUUGUAUGUAAUCUAUAAGUAAAAAACUAUUUUCUGCAUGUUUUUUUUCAAAUUUUAGGCUUAGCAGUUUCGGAGAUGAGGGGGGCGAC
Agrilus planipennis (emerald ash borer) is the source of this 1636-nucleotide messenger RNA. RefSeq names its product cytochrome P450 302a1, mitochondrial-like. Lineage: Eukaryota; Metazoa; Arthropoda; Insecta; Coleoptera; Buprestidae. The record is from RefSeq and is a predicted model, not a curated record. The transcript has 5 exons. Gene Ontology annotation, molecular function: oxidoreductase activity, acting on paired donors, with incorporation or reduction of molecular oxygen; iron ion binding; monooxygenase activity. The coding region runs from base 108 to 1007 and encodes 299 amino acids.